Molecule: messenger RNA, 1323 nt
Organism: Macrobrachium nipponense
Lineage: Eukaryota; Metazoa; Arthropoda; Malacostraca; Decapoda; Palaemonidae
Exons: 3
Coding region: 1-1323 (440 amino acids)
Molecular function (GO): nucleic acid binding
Source: RefSeq, a predicted model, not a curated record
AUGGACAAUGGAGCCGUUGGUUCUGCUGAUUCUCAGUAUUUGAAGUGGGCUUGUUCUCAGUUGCCUUAUAUUUUCAACCCAUAUAAGUUUGAGAUACAACAGUUAGUAACAAAUGAUGUUACACUGCAGGCUGAAAUUGAUGCAAAGUUUGAAAGUAGUACUCCGGUUGAGAAUAGCCUUUUUGGUCUUACUUCAGUGCUCAAAGGAGCUGGCUUGGGAUCAAGUACUAUCCCCCAGUCUCCAAAGGGAAUGGAGGAACAUUUGCAGGGAGCUGAAAUGAUGAAGGUAUGGAUUUUGUGUUUCACCUGCACUUGGUCAAGGGCUAUUAAUUUGAAGGUCUGUCGAGAUUUCAGUGUGAAAGAGUAUUUGAGAGCCUUUCAAUUACAUGUUUUUGAAUAUGGAUUCCCACAGCUUUGUGUUAGUGAUCCAGGCUCGCAGUUGGUGGCAGGAUGGUACAUAAUCACUAGCUUCAUCAAUGAUCCUGACACUAAAUUGUAUUUGGAGUCUAAUGGCAUUGAGCAUGUAAAGUUUCAGCAAUUCUUUAAAGGCCAUAGUGAGCUAGGAUCACUUGUAGAGUCUUGCGUAAAAUUGGUAAAGAAACUUAUUUUUUCAGCUAUUAAAACUUGGGUACUUUCUUUGCCUGAUUUUGAAUAUUUAGUGUGUAAUGUUGUUCAUUUAGCUAAUAAGAGGCCAAUAGCCUUUAAGGAAUCUUUGAGAGAGACUGAGGCAGAUUCUUGUCCAGAGCCCAUAACUCCGGAAAUGUUAGUAAAGGGGUAUGAGAUAGUGUCCUUAAAUAUAAUUCCAGAUUUAGAAGAGGUGCCUGAUGAUCCUGAGUGGAAGAUGAGUAGCAGCCCUACAGAAGUAAUAAAGGAUGAGUAUGCAAAACUUCGUAAGGUUAGGCAUAAUCUUCUAGAAGCUUACCAGAAUGAGUUUUUAAGUACCCUGGUAGCUCAGGCUGUGGACCGCAAGGACAGAUAUAGACCAGUUUGUCACCAGAAGUUGGGCAUUGGUGAUAUAGUACUCAUCAAAGAGCCAAACACUAAAACCAUUAAUUUUCCAUUGGGAAUUGUGAAGGACAUAGAGGAGAAUGAUUUGGGGGAAACUACUGGGGCUAUUAUACUUAAAGGGAAGACUCGUGAGGUGAUUAAAAGACAUGUUACUACUUUAAUUCCUUAUCUUACGGUAGUUCCGGAUGCAUCCUAUCAUUCAGAUAAUGAGGAUAAUCAGAGCUCCCGUAGGUUGUCUAUUAAUGAGAGUUCACCCCAAAGGACUCCCAGGAAAGCUGCCAUUAGGAGCAGAAAUUUGACUAAACUUAUGUUGUAG